Molecule: messenger RNA, 1697 nt
Organism: Helianthus annuus (common sunflower)
Lineage: Eukaryota; Viridiplantae; Streptophyta; Magnoliopsida; Asterales; Asteraceae
Product: BTB/POZ domain-containing protein At3g05675
Exons: 3
Coding region: 257-1531 (424 amino acids)
Molecular function (GO): protein binding
Source: RefSeq, a predicted model, not a curated record
AAUACUCAUCCCUGUAUCAAACCGAAUGUUUUUGUACGAUUCAGUAAUUUUGAUGCAGUUACGUCAAUUAAUUUGGCAUCGGUUCGGUUAAUAAAGACCCGUACCCGACAAUGGUCCACCUUAACAUUCUCUGCAUACUGACUGAAUCCAAAUCCCCAGGAUAACGGAAGACGAAUCUUCAAGGACAUUUGAAUGUAAUAAUAAUAACUGAAGACUGUAAGCAACGAGGACGUCUGUUUCAAGGUUUCUGGCAGCAAUGGGCACGAUGAUCGGUGACCGAUCCACAAGUGACGUUGUCGCAAGACUAAGAACCCCCGACGGCCGUGACGAAUGGAUAUACUGUCACUCCCACAUUCUCAUAACCAAAAGCAAAUAUUUCGCAGACCGUUUAUCCGAAACCUGGCCCACAUGUCAAAUCCUCGAUUCCCGCAAUUGCGUCGAGGUAUACUGCGAAGAACACGAUUUCGACCACUACAUCACCGUCUUACGCCUAUUUUACAUCACUAACGUGUCCGUAACCGAUAUAUGUCCCGGUGUAAAAAACACACUCGGAAUCCUCCAAGUCGCGGUUAAUCUCGGCUGCCCGGAAAUUAUUGCCAUGUGUGUCGACUAUCUCGAAGCAUCUCCGUGGGAAGAAGCCGAAGAAGAAGAGAUCUUGAAAAUUAUUCCGGGUAUGGGUUCGUUAGCGGAACCGAUUCUCGGACGUCUCCAGCCCGUAAACCAAACUACGAUAGUUAAGAUUUUUCUCUCUGCUGUUAUGUUUGCCACGUCAGCAUUACCGCCGACAAUGCUUGAUUUGAAAACAUCUGCGCAAGAACAGAUCGAAUACAUGCUCACGGAAGAUGACGAUGCUCCGUUGCUAACGGCGGAUGAAGAUAUUAAACCGAAAGUGAGACAAUCUUUCAAGGGCUUGUUAACGAGAUUUAGUAACACUGUAAAAUCGGUUUGUGAAAGCAGUGAAACGCGUAAGUUUCAGAGCUUUUUGGUAGACGUGUCGUGGGCUUGUCAAAUCUUGGCGAAAUUGGAAUUGUUAAAUGAUUUCGUCGAGAUUUGGAUAGAUGCAUCAGAGAACAUAGUCAAAGUUAUUGACCACAUAAGUCAAAGUCAACAAGAAGAGACAAUUGAGACAAAGAUAAAGGUUAUUGAGAUAACUUCUAAGGUCUUAGAAGCAAUAGGAUACGGCAGUGUGAUUUUACCGACUGUAAAACGGCUUCACAUGGUGAAAAUUUGGCUUCCGUUUGUGCGGAUUUUAAAGCCUGCGGUUGAAUCUUCAACAACCGUUGAAGACGAGUGUUCGGUGGUUAAAAUCGACGGUGAAAUAUGGCAAUCUUUGGAGUCCGCAUUUGUUUCAAUAAUUCUCGCGUUGCCAUCUGGCGAACAGGCGGAAAUUUUGAGUGAAUGGCUAUCGAAUAAGCAUGUUCGAUAUCCGGAUCUUACGGAAGUGUUUGAGGUUUGGUGUUUUCGAUCGAAAGUUGCUAAUAGAAGACUUGCAGAUGUACAAAGCUCCAAUGGUAUGAUAAAAAUGCUAUAGACAACUUUUUAAUUCUGUCACUGUUAUAUUUCAUUUUUAUGUUUAUUAUUAUUAUUAUUACUAUGUUGUUGUAUUAGUCAAGUACAUGAGAUAAAUAGUUAAAUGCAUGAGACAUUCAAAUAUCAUUGUACUUGUGUCUAAAAUCUCAAUAGUCUAGAUAUUUGCA